Molecule: messenger RNA, 458 nt
Organism: Medioppia subpectinata
Lineage: Eukaryota; Metazoa; Arthropoda; Arachnida; Sarcoptiformes; Oppiidae
Source: the annotation of a GenBank genome assembly
UUUUUCAUGUGGAAAAACAGUUGGAUUGUGUGGCGUUCGCACAUGUCGUGCAGUUCCUGUACAUCCCAUUCGGCGGAUUCAAGGAAUGGAUGGAAACCGAGACCUCAAACCUUGUACAGCACGCCGAACGCAUGAAAGCCAAGUAUUGGGCCGAUUGGGACACCAUCUGCAGCACCUUAGAUAUGAAUCCACAUUUGCCUAAAAGAGAGCUGACGGCUGAGGAGACAGAGAAGAUCAAGAAAGCGGAACAGAAGAAAGAGGACGACAAGAAGAAGAAAGAGGAGAAAAAGAAACAACAGGACGAUAAAGUGAAGGCAAGAGAGGCGAAGAAACUGAAAGACGCGGAGGAAAAGGAGCGCAAGAAGAAGGAUAAGGAAGAGAAGGAUAGACUAGAGAAGGAGAAGCGGGAUAAAGAAAAGGCCGAAAAGGAGGAGAAGGAAAAGGCAGACAAAGCAGAG